GUUCACUGCCGGGCGGCGGCGGAAGCGGACGGGCCGCGGCGUCGAAGCGACAGGGACGGACCGGGAGGCGCCGCCGUUCUACCGCCCCGCGCACCCGCCCAGCCGACAUGAGUGACCAGCAGCUGGAUUGUGCCUUGGAUUUGAUGAGGCGCCUGCCUCCACAGCAGAUAGAGAAGAAUCUCAGUGACCUCAUUGACUUGGUCCCCAGCCUGUGUGAAGAUCUCCUCUCCUCUGUGGAUCAGCCCUUGAAGAUUGCACGGGACAAGGUGGUGGGGAAGGAUUAUCUAUUGUGUGACUACAACAGAGAUGGGGACUCCUACAGGUCACCAUGGAGCAACAAGUACGACCCCCCCCUGGAGGACGGUGCCAUGCCCUCGGCUCGCCUGCGCAAGCUGGAGGUGGAAGCCAACAAUGCCUUCGACCAGUACAGAGACUUGUAUUUUGAAGGUGGAGUCUCCUCUGUCUACCUCUGGGAUCUGGAUCAUGGCUUUGCUGGGGUGAUCCUCAUUAAGAAAGCUGGAGAUGGAUCAAAGAAGAUUAAGGGAUGCUGGGAUUCCAUCCACGUGGUGGAGGUUCAGGAGAAGUCCAGUGGCCGCACUGCCCAUUACAAGCUGACCUCCACAGUGAUGCUGUGGCUGCAGACCAACAAAACUGGCUCUGGUACCAUGAACCUGGGGGGGAGCCUCACCAGACAGAUGGAGAAGGAUGAGACUGUGAGUGACUCCUCCCCACACAUAGCCAACAUCGGCCGCUUGGUAGAGGACAUGGAAAACAAAAUCAGAAGUACACUGAACGAGAUUUAUUUUGGAAAGACAAAGGACAUCGUCAAUGGGCUGAGGUCUGUGCAGACUUUUGCAGACAAAUCAAAACAAGAAGCUCUUAAAAACGACCUGGUGGAGGCUUUGAAGAGGAAGCAGCAAAGUUAAAGUCCUGUCAGUGCUAACCAGCCAUGCCAUGCACUCGUUAGAUUCCUUUCCUAGAGAAUCAUCCCCGCCCUUUUCUGUUGGUCACAUCACGAUUUGCAUCCAAUACUCUCCAUGCAGCGCCAUCCUCUCCCAUGAAUAAAGCUGUACAAACUUU
Agelaius phoeniceus (red-winged blackbird) is the source of this 1080-nucleotide messenger RNA. RefSeq names its product capping actin protein of muscle Z-line subunit beta (gene CAPZB). The record is from RefSeq and is a predicted model, not a curated record. Gene Ontology annotation, cellular component: F-actin capping protein complex; cytoplasm. NCBI's taxonomy places the organism in Eukaryota, Metazoa, Chordata, Aves, Passeriformes, Icteridae. Gene Ontology annotation, molecular function: actin filament binding. Gene Ontology annotation, biological process: negative regulation of filopodium assembly; barbed-end actin filament capping; cell morphogenesis.